UCCUUCAUUUCUCUGUCUCCGCGAUCUUCUCCUCCGUUUCUCAUUCGUCCUCACACUUUCAGCUUCUUCCUUCUUCUCCAGCUUUCCUCUUCAAACUUUACCCUCAUUGCAUUUUCUUCUGAACUUCAAUUUUGCAUAAAUAUUUCGAAACUGAAUUUAAUUUUUUAUUUGCUAAAGAAUUAUUGUUCCAAGAUCAAAUCCGAGGAUUCGGAGGUUAGAUUUCAGUCAUUUUCAGAUAUUAUCUGAAGUGAACAAAACAUCCAUUAAGGUGGAAUGACUUCAAGUAUAUAAAUCCUAUGCAUUGAGGAUGAAGGGAGGUUUAAAGGUGCCACGGAUCUCUCUCAUCCUUAUUGGAUUUGUCUGCGCCACUGUUAUUACUCUGGCAUACGUGAAAAGCCCGUUCCUAUCUUCUUGGGCACCAUCUCAAGAUCGUGUCUUCCAGAUUUCUCCAGAUUAUAAAGUGAAAGAUGAAGAAGUUUUAAGAGAACGAAAUAGAUUAGGGAAAUCAGAAGAAAGCGUGAACUUUGAACCCACCAUUUCAAAUUCAUCUACUAAGGGGUCUUCAACAAAGGAUAAGGUGACUGAAGAACUGACUAAUACUGAGAUAGAAGGAAGUGCGGGUAUUCCUCCCAGCUUUGCCCAAAAAGGAUAUUUAAAAGGAGCUUUGGAAGAAAAAAGUAGUUCAAGAGAACAAGAAAAUGAAGUUGCUGGUCCAGUGAAUUCUGCAGACAGCCCUAUAAAAAAUUUGACAUCCGCCUCAAAAGAUCAUGGUUGUAAUUUUGCUAAAGGUAGAUGGGUCACAGAUGAUAGUAGGCCUCUAUAUUCUGGAUUUGGCUGCAAGCAAUGGUUGUCAUCCAUGUGGGCUUGCCGCUUGACACAGCGUAUGGAUUUUGAAUACGAGAAACUACGUUGGAGACCAAGAGAUUGCGAGAUGGAAGAGUUUACAGGUGCUAACUUCCUGAAAAGGAUGGAAAACAAAACUCUGGCUUUUAUUGGGGAUUCCCUCGGUAGACAGCAAUUUCAGUCACUUAUGUGUAUGAUUACUGGUGGUGAAGACAGACCUGAUGUUCUCGACGUGGGACGUGAAUAUGGUCUUGUAAAGGCUCGUGGUGCUAAACGACCUGAUGGAUGGGCUUAUCGAUUUCCGAGUACCCAAACAACUAUUCUUUACUAUUGGUCUGCUAGUCUGUGUAACUUAACACCCAUUAAUGCUUCUAACCCUGCUACUGAUUACGCCAUGCACCUGGAUCGUCCGCCAGCAUUUUUGAGUCGUUUCCUACCCAGAUUUGAUGUCCUUGUGCUAAACACAGGACACCAUUGGAAUAGAGGAAAGCUUAACGCCAACCGGUGGGUCAUGCAUGUUGGUGGCGUUCCUAACACGAACAGGAAAAUUGCUGAUAUUGCUGGUGCCAAGAAUUUUACGAUUCACAGUAUCAUUAAUUGGGUAAAUUCUGAGCUGCCAAAAUACCCUGGUCUUAAAGUAUUUUACCGGUCUAUAUCGCCCAGGCAUUUUUUUAAUGGAGAUUGGAACACUGGAGGCACCUGUGAUAACACUACUCCGCUUGCUGGUGGAAAGGAGGUUCUACAAGAUGAAUCCAGUGAUUCUACUGCAGCAAGGGCAGUAAAAGGAACAGCUGUAAAGCUUUUGGAUAUCACAGCUGUAUCUGAGCUGAGAGAUGAGGGUCAUAUAUCUCGAUACAGCAUCAAAGCAACACCCGGUAUGCAGGAUUGCUUGCAUUGGUGCUUGCCUGGUGUUCCUGAUACAUGGAAUGAAAUUCUUUUUGCUCAACUUUAAUAUUGCAAGACCGGCAAAGGGACACUGCUUGAACAUUGUUCUCUCCCAUCUGAGCAAUCAGGGUCGCCAAUUGGUGCAAAAUACUACAUGAAUUGAACAAUGUCUGGUGGAUUGCCUAUUGGAGCUUCACAGCUUGGAUUCAGGGGAAAUGCCGAACGCGCAGUUGCAUUUGCUUAUCCACCAUAUUUUAGGAGUACAUGACAUACAUUAUUCUUAGAAUUUGUAGAUUGGUAAUAUAAACUGUUGUUCUGCCAUUUGUAGAGACUAGAUUCUUUGAGGGGUUGGGGUACAGGAGAGGCUUGACCCUUGACAUGUACGGUGAAUUCAAAAUGAGUUUGUAAGACAUGGGUGUGUACUUGGAAAGAUGAAAAACUACACAAGUGAUGCUUAAAUAUUUACACUUUGUUAUUAUUAAGAUCAAUAAGUCUUCUUGUGAA
Messenger RNA from Nicotiana attenuata, 2232 nucleotides. Its product is annotated as protein trichome birefringence-like 14. Gene Ontology annotation, molecular function: acetyltransferase activity. The record is from RefSeq and is a predicted model, not a curated record. Lineage: Eukaryota; Viridiplantae; Streptophyta; Magnoliopsida; Solanales; Solanaceae. Bases 308 to 1795 code for a protein of 495 amino acids. Gene Ontology annotation, cellular component: Golgi apparatus. The transcript has 6 exons. Gene Ontology annotation, biological process: xylan biosynthetic process; xyloglucan metabolic process; plant-type secondary cell wall biogenesis.